Molecule: messenger RNA, 7006 nt
Organism: Paramormyrops kingsleyae
Lineage: Eukaryota; Metazoa; Chordata; Actinopteri; Osteoglossiformes; Mormyridae
Product: discoidin domain-containing receptor 2-like
Biological process (GO): positive regulation of neuron projection development; protein phosphorylation; cell surface receptor protein tyrosine kinase signaling pathway
Cellular component (GO): plasma membrane; signaling receptor complex
Molecular function (GO): ATP binding; collagen binding; protein tyrosine kinase collagen receptor activity
Source: RefSeq, a predicted model, not a curated record
GCCCUGUGCCCUGUGAUGGACUGGCAUCCUGUACAGGGUGUACCCCCAGCCUAGUGCCCUAUUCUUCCUGAGUUGGGCUCCGGUCCUUUCUGGGGAUCACUACCUAGCAGAGUGAUGUCACCGUUUGACCCUUGACCAAGGCCCUUAACCCCAGUUUCACCAGAGACACCGACUGACCUGCUUUCAUGUCACGAUGGAGAAGGGUGUUCGCUAAAUGAUCCUGAACAUUAUAAGUGGUUAGAUAAUGGAUGGAUGGAAUUGUAUAAGAUGGGCUAUUGUUGUAUUCAAGGCACAUAACAGACAAGAUGAUCAUAACAAUAAAACUGAUACAUACAGUAUAUAACCAUUUCAUUUUGUCAUGUUUGUUUUCUGGUAUUGUAGCAAUUUUCUGUCUGAUGAAAUUCUGCAUUUGUAAAGUCUACUGGAGUUUUAAUUUUUCAAGCUGUUUCGCAUAUUGCAGAUCAGAAGAGUUUAUAUCAGAUUGAGGAAUUUCCCUAAAUAAAAUUUUGCAAUUUGUGUUUCUGGAGGGAAGUGCUUAAGCAGACUAUUUUAGGGGGUGUUUGGGAAAGGCCGUAAUCAUUUACAUUUACUCACUCGUCAGAAUAUAAGCCAGAUUCUCAUUACUCUGUGAGUAUCAUUAUUAUUUUUUUGUGAGUGAAAAAUUACUUUUUCCUUUGGAUGAAAGUAGAUCUGUGUUGUGUAAAUCAGACUGCUAAAAAAACAUUGCGUCCGUGAGUAGACAGAAAAGUUCAACUUCAAAUGUUCAGCUUCAGCAAAGGUUGUCCGAGUAUCCUUCUUCUGUGGGUUGGUGGGCGUCCACAUCUUAGAUAUUGUUUUCCGCUCCUCAGCACAGGUCCGACCUGUGAGUAUUACUCAACACGGGAGUGUUCAGAGCCACCCAUGAUGGAUAAACAAAGGUUUGCUCGGAUUAUGCUGAGCCUAGUUUUCUUUUUAUAGAGAACUGGAGACCCGGUGCAGGUGGGAACGAGGUCCUCGUCUUGCAGGGGACCGGGACUGAGUUUGAGAGAGUGGGUGGGCAUGUGGGAAAGAAAGCCUCAUUUUACGGACAACCAGGGAGCAUGUGGUUAAGUGAAAACCAAAGGCUCCUUUUACAGUGAACCGGGGAGCCGGUGUGGCUGAGGAAGUGGGGAGCAAGAACUCCUCCUAAAGAGAAUCCAGGGGACAGGGGUCUCACUAAAGGCCCCAUGAAAGCAUAUUAUAUUGGGCUCCAACCCAGAUCGAUCGGAUUAUGUUCCAAAUUUUUAGGGCCACGGUCACUCAUGGGCCGCUGUAAUCGUCCUAACUUACCCCCGCUUUAUGGCACCCCUGUCGGGGGACGUGUGUGUGUAGGAAACCAAGGCCUGGUCCAACAGACGAUCCAGGAGGGGUGCGAGUGAAAAUAACGCAAUUCUCUCGCCGAGAACCAGCAUGGGUGGGAAUGAAGAUCUCCUUCUGACACAGAAUAACCGUAGAGGGCUUCUGGAUGUUAGCUUAGCGCUUAUCAGAUCAGGCCUCAUCUACCGAUAUUCACCGACGCUGAAAAAAGUUUGUAUUAUCUUUCCGUAGCAGCCGAGAAUCCAUGUUGUAUUAAUGCAGGUUAAUGUAGGAGAGUCGUGGCGUUGUCUCCUGUGUCUUCUUAGACCAUCCGGUGAAGCUUAUCUUCUGCAAAUACUGUUUUGACCAUUUUCUCUGCAUAAAUGUGUUAUCAGUGUGAGAUAAAGAGGUACAUAGAGACAAUUAUGGUCAUACGUGAUGAAUGUUAAUAUGUUAUAUAUUGUUGGCAAACAAGAAGGAUGUUAUUUGACCUUAAAUGCGUGGAUAACACCAGGCAAUUGAAUUCCUAAUUGCUUUGGACUCCCGCCAGAUUUUAAGUCCUUUAUGAGUUCAGCCCAGGUUGAUUAUUAAACAGUUGCACAGGCCUGAAUGUCAGUAUAACUUAGUACUGAUUGUGUUGAUUUGUGGCUUGCAAGUGUGGCAAACCAAGGAUUCAUUAAAACUGUUUUAGUAGUGCCCCCCACAGCACACAGCAUUAAUAUAACAAGUCAGUGAUACACUAUAAAGGAAGUGCAGUUACAUGCAUGAUAUACUGUAUGCUCUGUGGCACCACUGAUGGACAAUGACUGUAUUGUUACUUCACAACAUCGAUGGCCUGACUCCUCUGCUCUCCCUCUCACCCUUUGACACUUUGCUCUCCCUCUCACCCUUUGACACUCUGCUCACCCUCUGAUUCCUUUGCUCUCCCUCUCACCCUUUGACACUCUGCUCACCCUCUGAUUCCUUUGCUCUCCCUCUCACCCUUUGACACUCUGCUCACCCUCUGAUUCCUCUGCUCACCUUGUCACACUUUUGGUGUGCAGCCUAAUUUGGUCCUUAUUGUUGACACUCGGAAUCCUUGUUUUUUAAGCUGCAGCGAUGAAGAUUCUCUCUCGCUCUGACGUUCUUCGAAAGAUGGAUCUUGUUCUGCUGAUUCUGGUCUGCCUGCUAGGAGAAGUGAGGUCACAAGUGAACCCAGGUGUGUGCCGCUAUCCAUUAGGCAUGACGGGUGGACAGAUUCAGGACGAAGACAUCUCCGCCUCCAGUCAGUGGUCCGAUUCCACUGCGGCUAGAUACGGCAGGCUGGACUUUGAGGACGGGGACGGCGCCUGGUGCCCGGAUAUUACCGUGGAGCCGGACAGCCCCAAGGAGUACCUGCAGAUCGACCUGCGCUCGCUGCACUUCAUCACGCUGGUCGGCACGCAGGGUCGCCAUGCCGGCGGCAUCGGCAAGGAGUUUGCCCAGAUGUACAAGAUCACGUACAGCCGCGACGGCAACCGCUGGAUCUCCUGGCGCAGCCGGCAUGGACAGCAGAUAAUCGAGGGCAAUAAGAACGCAUAUGACGUGGUGCUGAAGGAUCUGGAGCCGCCCAUCAUCGGCCGCUACGUGCGCUUCAUGCCGGUCACCGACCACUCCAUGAACGUGUGCAUGCGGGUGGAGCUGUACGGCUGUGAAUGGCUGGAUGGCCUGGUGUCCUACAGCGCCCCUGCUGGCGAGCUGAUGAUCUACCGCAGCCAGAACAUUCCGCUGAACGACUCUGUUUACGAUGGUUCGUUGACCUACAGCUCUAUGAGUGAAGGCUUGGGCCAGCUGACAGAUGGCACGUGCGGCCUGGAUGACUUCACCCACAGCCACAUCUACAGCGUCUGGCCCGGAUACGACUACGUGGGCUGGAACAAUGAGAGCUUCCCAGGAAACUAUGUGGAGAUCGUCUUCGAAUUUGAUCGCAUUCGCAACUUCACCACCAUGAAGGUCCACUGCAACAACAUGUUUACGAAGAAGGUGAAGACGUUCAGGCAGGUGACGUGCUACUUCCGAUCCACGUCCGAAUGGGAGUCAACGGCCGUCACUUUCAGCCCCGUGGUGGACAGUGUCAACCCCAGCGCACGCUUCGUCAGUGUCGCCCUCGACAACCACAUGGCCAGUACCAUCAAGUGUCAGUACUACUUCGCUGAUGCCUGGAUGAUGUUCAGCGAGAUCACCUUCCAGUCAGACACAGCGGUGUAUAACACGACACUUCUUCCACGCAAAUCCAACGCCCCACCCAGCAUUCAGCCAGGAGACGACCCUACGCACAAAGUGGAUGACAGCAAUACUAGAAUUCUGAUUGGCUGCUUGGUUGCUAUCAUAUUCAUCCUGGUGGCCAUUAUCGUGAUUAUACUGUGGCGGCAAGUCUGGCAGAAGAUGCUGGAAAAGGCCUCCCGGCGGAUGCUGGAUGAUGAACUGACAGCCAGCCUGUCCAUAAGAAGUGACACGUUCACUUACAGCAACAACAACCAUUCAUCAGAGUCCAGUGAGCAGGAGUCCAACUCUACUUAUGAGAGGAUCUUCCCUUUGGGGCCCGAUUACCAGGAGCCCUCACAGCUCAUCCGCAACAUGCCUGAGAUUUCCCAAUCCAUGGAGGAAGCCGGAAUAAGUGUGCCGUCAAAGUCGCCUCGGGCCAGCGCCCAGGAAGGUGUCCCUCACUACGCUGAAGCAGACAUCGUGAACCUCCAAGGAGUCACAGGCAGCAACACGUAUUCCGUACCUGCCCUCACUAUGGACCUCCUCUCCGGGAAAGACCUGGCUGUAGAGGAGUUUCCCCGAAAACAGCUGACCUUCAAAGAGAAGCUUGGAGAGGGGCAGUUUGGGGAGGUGCACCUGUGUGAAGCGGACGGCAUGCAGGAGUUCAUGUGCAGAGACUCCUGUUUCGACUUCAGCGACGGUCAGCCCGUCCUCGUGGCCGUGAAGAUGCUGCGCGAAGAUGCAAACAAGAACGCAAGGACUGACUUCCUAAAGGAGAUCAAGAUCAUGUCUCGGCUAAAGGAUCCCAACAUCAUCCGUCUGUUGGGCGUGUGUGUCCAUAGUGACCCUCUCUGCAUGAUCACAGAGUACAUGGAGAACGGCGACCUCAACCAGUUCCUCUCCCGGCAUGAACCCGAGAGCUCUUUGGCCCCGCCCAGUGACGCCACCUCCCUCAGCUAUGGCAGCCUUCUGUACAUGGCCACCCAAAUCGCUUCGGGCAUGAAGUACCUGUCCUCCCUCAAGUUUGUGCACCGAGACCUGGCCACACGCAACUGCCUGGUGGGGAACAGCUACACCAUCAAGAUCGCCGACUUCGGCAUGAGCCGAAACCUGUACAGCGGGGAUUACUACCGCAUCCAGGGCCGUGCCGUGCUACCCAUCCGCUGGAUGGCCUGGGAGAGCAUCCUGCUGGGCAAGUUCACGACCGCCAGUGACGUGUGGGCCUUCGGUGUGACCCUGUGGGAGAUGCUCACCUUCUGCAGGGAGCAGCCAUACUCACCGCUCACUGAUGAGCAGGUCAUCGAAAACACCGGAGAGUUUUUCCGGGACCAGCAACGACAGAUCUACCUUCCUCAGCCUGCCAUGUGCCCAGACGUCAUCUACAAGCUCAUGUUGAGCUGCUGGAAGAGGAACACGAAGGAGAGGCCCAGCUUCCAGGAGAUACACCAGGUCCUCCAGGAGGGCCAGGAAAUGAGAGAAGGCGCACAAGAGCAGGACCAGGACUGGGGACUCGGCAGUGCGUGUCUGCUGGACUCUCACACUCUCUGAGUGGGCGAGAUGGCACGCAGCGACAGGUUGUCCACGUAGGAGCAAUGUGGCUGCCGUGUAAAUAAUGUUUAUCACACUUUUUAUUGGUCUCUUUGUACACACAAGUAAGUUCCAGAAGAGUCCGAGAAAUUGCUGAAUGAAAAUGUAGCAAAGGAUUAUCGGGACCUAAAUAGCAAACCAUGUCUUUAAUUUAUCGUUAUUAUUUCAAAGAAUUACGACGGACAACUGCAACACAACUCAUAACAAUUUCCGACUCUUAUUGCAGACCAGAAAAUGUUAAAGAACAAACAAGAACAUUUUAUUCAACAGUGCCUUGUCUUGUAAAUAAGCAGUGCCUUAUCAGAGGGAAAAUGGCAGCCGUUUUUAAACAAAACCAUUGAAAUCAAGAACUUCAUUUCAUCUGUCUUAUCAGUCUUUGUCAACCUUUACUGAAGUAUUAUGUAGAUCUUGUUAUAUAUGUAUGUUAUAUAUUUAAAUCCAUUGUUAAUUAUUUGUUUAAUAUACUUUUAAUUUAGUUUCUGCCAAAUACUCUUAAAUGAUAUUUUGUAGUUUCAUCUUCAUAGCGUGGAUAUUGUUUUAUUUAUACAUAUAUAAAUAAGCAUAAUGAAGUAGUUUUAGGUAAAUUUUAGGUACACUAGCAAGUUUAUUAAAAUGUUAGAGAUUUUUAAAAAAAUAAUGAUUGCUUAUCACCAAAGGGAAAAUCUGAUAAAGAAGUAGAUUAUUAUGUAUUUAUUUUUUCUGAUCUUGAAAUUUUUUGUCAUUUGACGAUUUCUGAAAUUGCUGCUGGAGCAAUGCUUGUCUUUGGGUGCAGCGUUGGGUUCAGGCUUCAGUUUGUAGCGACAUGCUAGCAGUUUAAGCACGGAGAGAGAAGGCCAGUCUCAGGCCUUGUGUAUUCAGCCACAGUCAGACCUGCAUGUGCUUCAACCCGCUAAACCAGUCUUAGCACCUGCUGUUCUAGAGUAAGAAAAACCAAAACUGGACAGUAAAGUUGCACCGCUACGGUUACAGCCGUUGAGGGCUACAGCCCCGUGAAUUUUUACAGUUAGCUUUUGAAAUGCUCUUUAUCACUAAAUGAACCAAAUCACACAUCGGAUUUGGGCCCUCGACGAUCGGAAUAGUCUAGUCCUGCACUAGACUUUAGAAAUAAAAUUAAUAUUAUAGAAUAUAUUAUGCUGAAUAUAUUAUGCUGAAGAAAGUGGCAAGAAUAUAGCAGUCUAAGAUUCUAAGGUUGCACAGAAAACUUAACUAAUUCAGACCAACAGAGAAUGCCCUUGCUACAGCUAACAAGUAGAUACACAUUCAGGAGUCUUUUGAGGAUAUGAAGAAUAAGACCUCAUCUUUCUUGAAAGAUGCUUUAAUAAAUGCAUUAUGGGUUGUUUUUUUUUUUUUAUACAUUACCUUCACCUUUGUGCUAUCUAUUCCAUCUCCUCACCACAUCUUUAUGGUGGUGAUGCUUAGAAAAAUCAGUCGAUCAUGGUGGUCUAUGCUAAUCAUUCAACCUUUUAUGUUCAGUAGUUAGACUUUUUUUAUACCAAAGCUGGCACAAAGCAUGUGAGCUCGUUGCAUACCGGGAUGCUCAGUAUAAAUGCUGGUACAUUGUCCGUGGUUGGGAGUUUGUAACAAACAGUGGUUUGCUACUGGGAAUCACUCCUGACUUCUGUAUCGGAAUGCCAGACACAGGGAAUAAAGGUACAAUGCCUUUUGUGGUAUUUAAAACUUCAGGAUGGAACCAUCUUUAUGGGACUGGUUUAUUGGACUAAAAUGUCCUUCCUGGAUUUAUAUUGAAAAUGUAAUUCUGCAGAAGUCUUUAUGGGUAAUGGCUUCAGAUAGGUUAGAAGUUAAGAAAAUGGUUGAAGCACGGUGUGGAGAAAGUGUACGCUUAUGCAUUACUUGCUUCAAUAAAUUAUGCAGCCUGUUGAAA